AUGUAUUUCAUAGCGGCAAUAAAUUUUUGUUAUGCUCCUUUAAUGUUUUUCCUUCGUCAUUUGCCGCCAACAAAUGCACAAACUGAAGGAGGAGUAGAAGGAGAACAACAAACAUUAACUUCAACAACAACAAAUCAAAAUCAACAACAACAACAAAAACAAAUAAUAUUAAAUACUCCUUUAAUUUAUGAAAAAAUUGAAGGAAUUAAUGAUCCUCAACUUUUAUAUGGAAAUGAACAACAAAAAAGACAAACAAAUGGUUUUAAUUCUGUAUGGGAUGAUUAG
Meloidogyne enterolobii is the source of this 285-nucleotide messenger RNA. The record is from the annotation of a GenBank genome assembly. NCBI's taxonomy places the organism in Eukaryota, Metazoa, Nematoda, Chromadorea, Rhabditida, Meloidogynidae.